GUUCUUCCAAAAUCAGAAUCUUCUCCUUUGAGUCUUCCGGUCUUCUCCAGCUACCCAAGUCAAAUUUCUCCGCUUCAAAACACGGCAAAAUUUCCCCGCUUCAAAACACGGCAAAAUUUCCUAAUUAGUAGUUACCCACCGUUGAUCCGCCUGCUGCCGCCACACACCUUCUUCGCCACACACCUUCUUGCCCUUUCGGGAUCCGAUCUCUCCAACGGAGUGAGGGUCUCUCCCUUUAAACCCUAGUCACCGAGCAAACUCACGACCAAAGAGCCUUUCUCUGGGCCGCCUGCCCUUUCUUCUCCAAUCCACCCAAUCACGAUAAAUCCUAGCUCAAACACCUAGAAACCAACAAGAACAAAAAAGAGGGGCAAUUUGGGAGAGAUUUUCUCUGGUAGCUUAGAGGAGGAAUCUGAACCAAAGGAGAACUCUCUGGAAAAUACGGGUUGUUCGAUUGCAAAAAGGUUGAGCUCCCAAACUCCUUGAGGGCUGGGUUCUGCCUUUUUCUUGCGGUCAAUACCUCGUUUCUAUCGAUUGUGAUGCGAUGGUGGAGACUGCUCCAUUGAGGUUUUUCGCACGUACCCAUUUAUUGGUUCAGUUUCUUCUGAAAUGGGUUGUUUUUCAGUUUUGUUUUCCUGAUAUCUGAUUGUAUAUGAACGUUAACCAUUUUGUCUUUUACACUUUAGAGGAGAUAACUAUGAUUUUGUGAAUUUGGGGGUUCAAACUGCUUUAUGUUCUGUGUGUUUUUUCUAUGGCUUAUUACAAGAAAGCCCGCUUGAAAGAUGCAGCUCUUAGCCGCUUACUAUCUUGGAUUCUAGUCACUUUGCUAGCUGUUCUGCUUUUGGUUUUUUCAUUGAGAACAUGGCCUGAGGUAGGUUUGAAUGGCUUUGAUAAUGACUGGAAUGGAAGUUAUAAUUCCUCAGAACUUGAAAAGCUCGGCCUCCCCAAACAGAAUGAGCUUUCAAUCCGAUUGGAAAUGCAAAAUAGGUUGCCACCGAGAAAUGUAGAUCUAUAUCCUAAUUUAGCAAAGGAUCAUAUAAUUAUUGUUUUGUAUGUGCACAAUCGGCCUCAGUACCUACAGGUGGUUGUUCAGAUGUUGUCACAAUUAGCAGGCAUUAAUGAGACUCUACUCAUAGUUAGUCAUGAUGGAUACUUUGAGGAAAUGAAUGAGAUUGUGGAAGGUAUCAAAUUUUGUCAAGUGAAACAGAUUUUUGCUCCUUAUUCUCCCCAUAUCUUCUCCAACAGUUUUCCUGGUGUAUCAUCAAAUGACUGCAAGGGCAUGGAAGAUGCAGCAAAAAAGCGUUGCAUAGGGAAUCCUGAUCAAUAUGGAAACCACCGAUCUCCAAAAAUAGUGUCCUUGAAACAUCAUUGGUGGUGGAUGAUGAACACAGUGUGGGAUGGGCUAAAGGAGACAAGGCAGCACUCUGGACAUAUUCUUUUCAUAGAGGAGGAUCACUUUAUUUUUCCUAAUGCAUAUCGCAACUUGCAGAUUCUUGUAUCGUUGAAGUCUGAAAAAUGUCCUGAUUGCUAUGCUGCAAAUUUAGCUCCUUUUGAUGUGAAUUCAAGAGGAGAAGGAUGGGAUAGUUUGAUUGCAGAGAGAAUGGGUAAUGUCGGUUAUUCUUUUAAUCGGACUAUUUGGAGAAAAAUCCAUAAGAAGGCAAAAGAAUUUUGUUUCUUUGAUGAUUACAAUUGGGAUAUAACAAUGUGGGCAACUGUUUAUCCUUCAUUUGGUAGUCCAGUUUUCACAUUGCGGGGUCCUAGGACUAGUGCAGUUCACUUUGGCAAGUGUGGUUUGCAUCAGGGCCAAGGGCAGGGUGGUGCUUGCAUUGAUAAUGGGUUGGUAAAUAUUCGAGUAGAAGAUAUGGAUAAGGUUCCUAAUAUCAAAUCACAUUGGGAAGUGCAUGUUUACGAGCAUCAGCCAGGGUAUAAAGCCGGAUUCAAAGGUUGGGGAGGCUGGGGAGAUAACAGAGAUCAUCAGUUGUGCUUUAAUUUUGCUCAAAUGUAUAUUAACAGGUUUCCUUCACCCUGAAAAGUGGAGGCUGGGGAGGUACCAGAGAUCAUCAGUUGUGCUUGAAUUUUGCUCGAAUGUAUUCAUUUGAUUAACAAUUCUCCUUCACCUUGAAAAGUGGAGUUGUCUGCACUUCUCCUUUUCUUAUUUUGCAACGACUGAGAUCUUGAUUAUUAUUGUUUAGUAAUUUUGUUAUGCUGUUAUCAAUAGCUGUUGUAUUUUUAACAUUGUAUAACUCUUGAUAUCUUCCGAGUUCUGUAUUGAUGAAAACAGAUUUUCGUAUUUCCUUUGCAAAUUUGUUUGAGGCCUGGUAUUCUUGAUGGAUUUGAAUGCUUGUAAUGGAAGUACAUGAAUAGCCCUGUGAUAACACAAUAAAUUCUUUCUAUGCAA
Rubroshorea leprosula is the source of this 2398-nucleotide messenger RNA. Lineage: Eukaryota; Viridiplantae; Streptophyta; Magnoliopsida; Malvales; Dipterocarpaceae. The record is from the annotation of a GenBank genome assembly.